Molecule: messenger RNA, 1209 nt
Organism: Cuscuta europaea
Lineage: Eukaryota; Viridiplantae; Streptophyta; Magnoliopsida; Solanales; Convolvulaceae
Source: the annotation of a GenBank genome assembly
UGCAGAAUGUGUGGGGGGGGGUCGUGAAAAAAACCUUUUCAAGCAAGGAGUUUAUCUUGAACUUGGCUGAAAAUUCAAGAAAAUACACACUACAAGAAAAUUCCUUAUUUGCAACGGACAAAUUUUGUUGCAAAGUAUUGAUUUCCGUUGCAAAUCUCGAUUUGCAACGAAAAAUGCAAUAAACACAAUCUCAUUGUAAUAAAGGUCCUUGCAAUUUUUUGCAACCAUAUGUGAAUCUGUUGCAAUGUUUUGCAAUGGCAUUUGCAACAUAUUAGUUUUCAUUGCAAUAUUUGCAACCGAAUUAAUUUUCUUGUAUUUUGCGUAGCAAAAAUUGCAAUGUAAGUGUUUCAAUUGCAACAAAUGCAAUGGAACAUGAGUUGCAAAUUUCAUUUCAUUUUUGCAACAGAGUUAAACAUCAUUGCGAGUCCCGUUGUAAUAAUGCAAAAGAAUCAACCACGGUUAAGUUUGAAUUUUAUUGCAAUUAUCAUUGCAAUUUACACGACAUAAAUUGCAACAGAAAUUAUAAAUCAUUGCAAAUAAUGUUGCAAUUUUGCAACUAAAUGAAAGUGUGAUUGCUUUAAAAUUUCAUUGCCACUAUCAUUGCAAAAUUGCAACUGCGUAUAAUCUAUUGCGCAAAUUUAUUGCACUAAUGCAUCGCCAGAAAAUAUAUAUUUAAUUUAUUUUCAUUGCAUACUCAAUAGAUAUCAUGUUCAACAUACCAAAACCUGAACUAUUAAAGAAUAAGAUCCAAGGUUGCUGAAGAGUCAGAGUUACCCCUCAUGUCAGAUUUUGAACCAGAAGGUCCGGGUAUGGCCGCUACUGUUAAUCCUGCUUCAACUUCACCCAAUGCUCAGUUCCCUUUGGGCACAAGUGCUACUCCCAUAUCAGAAACUGCUUCAUCUUUAGCUUCUCUUCGCAUGUUGGGGGUGUACUUGAAUACCUAUGCACUUGAGCAAAUGGUGCAAGCAGCAAGCUCGUCAGCGGGACUUCAGACUAUAAAGUGUGUUGAGCAAACUUUACAAGACCUAGGGGUGAAUUUGAAGCCUAAAGUUCCAACUAAACUAGUAUGUGCGGAGCAUCUUGAACUUAGAAAAGAAAUAUUGACCCUAUUGAAUCUUCAAAAACAGUUGCAAUAUAAGGAGUCUGAAGGUUCAUCCUAUCGUGAUGGUUCAUAUUCUGAAACACCCAGUACACCAACUAAGCGAGCAC